UUCCAUUUUCCUACUAGUAAAUGAAAGUCCGUGAAGAAAGGACCUUCUAGAACAAACUAGAGCUUUCAUUUCAGAAACCUGUAACGUUCUAGAACCCACCGGAAGCUUCAUGAAUCAACUAAUUUGUAUAAGUGAAAAAAAAAAACCUAAAAUCCAUCUCUUCUUCUUUUUCUUUUCAAUCAAAACCCAUCUAUCCUCCUCAUAAAACAAUCAUCCGAAACGAUCUUCUUCAUAAAACCCUAAAAAUAAUCCUCUGAGCAUUUUUUUUCCUGUUUUUCUUUCUGUGAGUUGAAUAGUUUGGAAGAAUGACAGGAAAAGCGGAAGGAACAGCGAUUGGUAUUGAUCUGGGUACAACAUAUUCAUGUGUGGGAGUAUGGCAACAUGACAGAGUUGAGAUUAUUGCUAAUGAUCAAGGAAAUCGUACUACACCUUCUUAUGUUGCUUUUACUGAUACUGAACGCUUGAUCGGUGAUGCUGCUAAGAACCAAGUUGCUAUGAAUCCCGUCAACACUGUGUUUGAUGCAAAGCGUUUGAUUGGGAGAAGGGUUUCAGAUCCAUCAGUUCAAGCUGAUAUGAAGUUAUGGCCUUUCAAGGUUAUACCUGGAACAGCUGAAAAACCUGUGAUUGUUGUCACCUACAAAGGUGAAGAGAAGCAAUUUUCAGCCGAAGAAAUAUCAUCUAUGGUUCUUAUCAAGAUGCGUGAGAUUGCAGAAGCUUACCUUGGUUCUUCUAUAAAGAAUGCUGUUGUUACUGUCCCUGCAUACUUCAACGAUUCGCAGCGUCAAGCUACGAAGGAUGCUGGUUCCAUUGCUGGUCUUAAUGUCCUGAGAAUCAUCAAUGAACCAACUGCUGCUGCGAUUGCAUAUGGUCUUGAUAAGAAGGGAUCUAGUACUGAGGAGAAAAACGUUCUUAUUUUUGACCUUGGUGGUGGUACAUUUGAUGUUUCGUUACUGACUAUUGAAGAAGGUAUUUUUGAAGUGAAGGCUACUGCAGGAGAUACCCAUCUUGGAGGAGAAGACUUCGACAAUAGGAUGGUGAAUCACUUUGUGCAAGAGUUUAAGAGGAAGAACAAUAAGGACAUCACUGGAAUUCCAAGGGCAUUAAGAAGGUUGAGGACAGCCUGUGAGAGGGCAAAGAGGACUCUUUCUUCUACUGCUCAGACCACAAUUGAGAUUGAUUCUUUACAUGAAGGUGUUGAUUUUUACACAGCCAUUACUCGUGCUAGAUUCGAAGAGAUGAACAUGGAUCUUUUUAGGAAAUGUAUGGAGCCUGUUGAGAAGUGUUUGAGGGAUGCUAAGAUGGACAAGAGCAGUGUCGAUGAUAUUGUUCUAGUUGGUGGAUCAACUAGGAUUCCUAAAGUGCAGCAAUUGUUGCAGGAGUUCUUUAAUGGGAAAGACCUUUGCAAGAGUAUCAACCCUGAUGAAGCUGUGGCUUAUGGAGCAGCUGUUCAGGCGGCGAUUUUGAGUGGUGAAGGUAAUAAGAAACUAGAUGAGUUGUUGCUGUUGGAUGUUACUCCUCUCUCCCUUGGACUCGAAACAGCUGGAGGAGUUAUGACUACAUUGAUUCCUAGAAACACCACUAUUCCUGCCAAGAAGGAGCAAGUCUUCUCUACCUACUCAGACAACCAGCCUGGAGUGUUGAUUCAGGUGUAUGAAGGCGAGAGGGCAAGAACCAAGGAUAACAACAUGCUUGGUAAAUUCGAGUUGUCUGGAAUUCCAGCUGCGCCUCGUGGUGUGCCUCAGAUCACUGUUUGCUUCGACAUUGAUGCAAAUGGUAUUCUGAAUGUGUCUGCUGAAGAUAAAACUACAGGGCAGAAGAGCAAAAUCACCAUCACAAAUGAUAAAGGAAGGUUGUCCAAGGAGGAGAUUGAGAAGAUGGUGCAAGAGGCAGAGAAGUACAAGACAGAGGAUGAGCAACACAAGCAGAAAGUCGAGUCUAAGAAUACUCUGGAGAACUAUGCUUACAAUAUGAGGAAUACCAUCAAUGACGAAAAGAUAGCUGGGAAAUUGGAACCAGCUGAUAAGAAGAAAAUUGAGGUUGCCAUUGAAUCUGCUAUCCAGUGGCUUGAUAACAACCAGCUUGCGGAGGCAGAUGAAUUUGAUGACAAGGUAAAAGAGCUGGAGAGUCUUUGCAACCCAAUUAUUGCUAGGAUGUAUCAAGGAGGUGCUGGACCUGACAUGGGUGGUUUUGGUGGCAUGGAUGAGGAUGGUCCUUCAAUGGGUGCUGGUACUGGUCCAGGGCCUAAGAUUGAGGAAGUUGAUUAAGUGGAGCUUGGAGGAAGCAUAUGACUGCCUGGAGGCCUGCAAUUGGAGGGGAUAUGUUAUGUUUAGUUAGCUUAGUUUACUUUUCAAGUUUUUUACUUUCCUCUAACAAGAUUAUGGUGGAGUAGGUUGUAUUUUGGAUACUUCAUGGAAAUCUGGUGCAGUAGGUUGUAGUUUGGACACUCAAUGGAAAUAUCUGAAUCUUAGUUAAAUUUUUUAUGCUUA
Papaver somniferum (opium poppy) is the source of this 2486-nucleotide messenger RNA. Its product is annotated as probable mediator of RNA polymerase II transcription subunit 37c. Gene Ontology annotation, biological process: cellular response to unfolded protein; protein refolding. The transcript is spliced from 2 exons. The record is from RefSeq and is a predicted model, not a curated record. Gene Ontology annotation, molecular function: ATP-dependent protein folding chaperone; misfolded protein binding; ATP hydrolysis activity. Gene Ontology annotation, cellular component: cytoplasm. Bases 306 to 2264 code for a protein of 652 amino acids. Lineage: Eukaryota; Viridiplantae; Streptophyta; Magnoliopsida; Ranunculales; Papaveraceae.